Messenger RNA from Leptosia nina, 6159 nucleotides. Lineage: Eukaryota; Metazoa; Arthropoda; Insecta; Lepidoptera; Pieridae. The record is from the annotation of a GenBank genome assembly.
AUGUCAACUCCAUCGACGAGCUGCAAAAUUGAUAUUGGUCGUUUGGAAGGUAAAGAAAAUUGGUCUACAUGGCGCUGCAAAGUCCUGUUACUGCUAAGAGGCACGCCUGGCGGGUUAGACGCUAUAAGCGGAAACCUUAAGCCACCGACGUAUCCCGAAGCGGAUGGUACAUCUGCAGACCAGACUAUUGCAUUAAACAAAUAUCACAAAGCUCUACAAGACUACAACGAGAAAGAUAGUACCGCUAUGCUGAUGUUAUUGGCUAACAUGUCAGAUAACACACUACAGAAAGUAAUGCGAUUGACCAGUGCCAAACAAAUUUGGGACGAACUGCAUACUUUGUUCGAUGGUACAUCUGAAGAUAAAAGUUACAAUCUGUGCUACAGCUUCUUUAGUUAUAAAAAAGAUCCCCUACAUGACAUGUCCAUGCAUAUAUCUAAAUUAAAAAAUAUAUGGCAUGAAUUAAAGGUCGAGCUGCAAAAGGAUGAAUCUAAAUAUAAUCUUCCUGAGAUUUUACUCAUUUGCAAGAUAUUAGAAACAUUACCAGAUGAUAGCUACUUCCCCUUCAAGUCCAGUUGGAUGCUUAUGUCAAAAAAGGACCGUAACAUUGAAAAUUUAACAGCGCAAAUUUGUUGUUACGAGAGAUCUUUAAUGAACAAAGAAGAAGAAACCGAGACUCAAGCGCUUACAAUACAGAAGUCUUUUCGCAAAAUAAAGAAGAAAUGCGGAUAUUGCAAACUUAUUGGGCAUAACGUCAAGCAAUGUCGAAAGUGGAUUGCAGAUGGAAAACCUCCUAAAGAAUCACAAACAUCUAAAGAUCAAGCGAACAAUCAGAACUUAAGCCUGAAUCUAAUGCAAGUUGAGACAAAUGAAGCAGUGACCAACUUUGAAGAUCUUGAAAACUGGUAUGUAGAUAACGGUGCAACAAGCCAUGUCACCUGUAAACCUGACAUAUUCUCUAGUUUUCAACAUUUUACUACAAACCAGACAGUUACAACUGCAAAUGGAUCUACAACUGAAGCAAUUGGAAAAGGAACAGUAGAAUUGAUCGCAGAUGUUCAUGGUCGACAAGAGCAUAUUACCUUAUGCGAUGUUUGGUAUGUUCCCGCAAUAAGACGCAACCUGUUCUCUGUACUCGCCGCACAAGAUAAACUACAAAACAGUGUUUUUACAUCUGAAAGAGAAAUCUGUCAACUGAUAAAUAAUGGAAAAGUAAACUUGAUUGGUACACGUGUUAAAAAUGGAGGUCUCUAUAAGCUUAAAGUCAAAACCAUUAGAAUAUCAACCUCACAAGUAAACACUUUGUCAACACAGAACACUUUACAACUUUAUCAUGAAAGAUUCGCACAUCAGAAUAAAAGACAUGUUAAAAACUUGAUUGAAAGGGAACUUAAUAUCAAAGUUAAACUCGAUUCUGAAUUAUGUACAGGAUGUGUAUACGGUAAGACACAUAGACGCAAAUUUGGAACAAGAGAAAGAGCUAAAGAAGCAGGAAAUAUAAUUCAUAGCGAUGUUUGUGGACCAUUUCCGAACUCAUUCUCAAAAUUACGCUAUUUUGUAUUAUUCAAAGAUGACUACAGCAACUUUCGUCAUGUUUACUUCAUCAAACAUAAGUCUGAAGUGAAAGAUAAACUCGUGCAAAUGAUCAAAGAAACGAAGACGGCUGGUCAUAAUAUCAAAACAAUUAUUAGCGAUAAUGGAGGUGAAUUUAAGAAUGAAGCUAUUGAAAAGAUACUAGAUUUGCAUGGCAUACAGCACCGGUUUACAAUGCCAUAUACACCAGAGCAAAAUGGAUCUAGUGAACGAGAAAAUCGAACCCUCGUAGAAGCUGCUCGUACUAUGAUGCAUGCUCACGAAGAACUGCCACUUGCCUGUUGGUCAGAGCUUGUUAACACGGCUGCGUACGUCCUAAACAGAACUGGGCCAACUUCUCAAGAAGGAAAAUCACCAUUCGAGCUGUGGUUUGGAAAGAAACCAGGUAUUAAACACUUACGAAUUAUUGGAACUGAAUGUUUUGCACAUGUACCCAAACAGAAGCGAACAAAAAUGUCCAAGAAAGCUGUAAAAUGUAUACUUAUUGGAUAUGAUGGUGAUGAUGGCUAUCGGUUACUGCAAUAUAAUCACAACAGCGAACCAAUGUUGAUACGUUCGAGAGAUGUUAUAUUCAAAGAAUCACUAAUUAAGUCAGUUGGAUUAGAAUCUGACAUAUCUGAAUUGGAUAAAGACGUUGAAGAAAAUGAUACAGAAAUUACACUCAAUUUUCCAAAGGCUACAGAAAGUCAACCAAUGUUUGAAGCAAGGGAGGAUAUAUCACAAGAUGUGGAAGUUCUGCCUCAAACAUCGAAUGACUUACACCAACAUGAGGAAGAUUUGGAUGAUUCGUCUUCUGAGCCUCAUUAUGAUCGAAUACUUCGUGACAGAUCGAAACUGCAGGCACCAAUUAGGUAUGGUGAUUUCAUAGCCAAUAUUUCAAUCAACGAUGAUCCAAUGACUUAUAAAGAUGCUAUAAAUAGUCCACAGAAGACUGAAUGGCUCGACGCUAUGAAAAGUGAAAUAAAUGCUUUGAAUGACAACAAUACUUGGUUUUUAGUAGAUCGCCCAAAAGAUAGAAAAUUAAUAUCUUGUAAAUGGGUCUUCAAGAAAAAGAUAAAUGCAGAUGGAAGUCUUGACAAUAUCGCAGCAAACGAAGGGCUAACCCUUAUACAGUUUGAUGUUGUUACUGCCUUUCUAAAUGGAACACUUGAUGAAGACAUCUACAUGAACCAACCUGAAGGAUUUAAUGAUGGCACAAAUAAAGUUUGCAAACUAAAGAGAAGCCUUUACGGACUAAAACAAGCUCCACGUUGCUGGAAUAAGUGCAUAGUCGACUAUCUUAAGACAAUAGGAUUUAAACAAUCAGAAUCUGACCCGUGUCUAUUUAUACGAAUGAUUUUAAACAAACAACAAAAAGCUGAGAGUAAAACCAUUAUAGGCCUCUAUGUUGAUGACGGAUUGAUUGCUUCUACUAAUCAAAAGGAAUCAUUAAAGUUUUUAAUUGAACUCAAAAGAAGGUUUAAAAUAACAACGAAACCAACUUCCUACUUCCUGGGUCUAGAGAUUAAUAAUAAAAAAGAUGGUUCCAUUAUGGUCUCUCAGAAAUUAUAUACUAAGAAGAUUUUGGAAAGAUUUGGGAUGGGUGACUGUAAAGCAGUUAGUACUCCAAUCAUUAAAGAAUCACAGUCAGAUGCGGAGACGGACAAUGAAAAAGUCAAAUUUCCAUAUAGGGAAGCUGUCGGUGCACUGGCAUAUCUAAUGACAGGAACCAGACCAGAUAUUUCUUAUGCCGUAAGCAUUGUAUCUAGGACACUUGACAAUCCAAUGAAUGAAGAUGUUCUUAAAGUAAAACGUAUAUUUCGAUAUCUAAAAGGAACUCUAGAUUCGGCGAUUGUUUACAAAAAGGGACACAAACCCGGAGUAUUAGAAUGUUACAGCGACUCUGAUCACGGUGGAGAUCGAUCUACAGGACGUUCAACUUCUGGAAUUAUGUGCAUUUAUGCAGGAGGAGUGAUCUCUUGGGCAAGUCGUAAGCAAACAUCUGUAGCAAUCUCGAGCACUGAAGCCGAAAUAGUCGCUGCCAGCGAAGCAGCACGAGAGAUAGUUUGGCUGCGUAGACUUUUCAAUGAGAUAACAAUAAUAAAAGAUAUCCCAAUUUUACAAAUUGACAAUGACGCAGUAAUAAAGCUUGCGCAAAAUCCAGAAUUACACAGAAGAACAAAGCACAUUGCGAUUCGUCAUUUCUACGUUAGAGAACUAGUUACAGACAAAGAAUUAUUAGUAAAAUAUGUUCCUACUGAAUACCAAUGUGCCGACAUUCUCACUAAACCCAUGGACUUAUACGAAAUUGAGGACUUUCCAAAGAAGAUCUACAUAAUGACAUCGGUUCUGCUGUUCCACUGCUGUAUGAAUUCGCAAAAGGGCCAAGUGGAUAAAGAUAUUUGCGUAGCGUUGUCCAGUUUUGAGCAGGAGGUCAUUUUGAAGUUUUGCGAGGCUCUUUGUCAGAUGGAAGUUACAGUGAACAAUAUAAACACGGCUAUUAAGGAAGCUUUUGAAACGAGAACUAGAGUGAUGAAUAUUGAAUCCAAAACUGAUACAUCAAACUCAUCCAUGCAAAUAGUUCCAUCUGCUGAUAGGCAGAAAGAAAGGAAACCAAAGCUUACAUUCAAGUCUUCCAUUACAGUUCUACCUUCGGUUAUCACAGAUACGUCGAUGUCGAAGUCCUCAUUUGAAGCGUAUUCUGACCUAUCUAACUACCAGGUAGCAUACGGACGGUUUGACACCAUGGAAGUCACAUCUUCUGAUUCUAAGGAUACGGAAGAAUCUCUCUGCAAAUCUCAAAAACCCUUGGACCACCAAAAGUCUAAGUGCCAAGAAGAUUGUGCAUGCACUAAAUGUAUCACCUCGAAGACUUGCUGUGGAGACCCUGGCAGGUCAACGGUAGAAUGUGAUCAGCCAGUAAAAAAAAUAAUGUACGUUACACCAGACUGGCUAUGGCACUGUAACAAUGGAUUUUGUAAUAAGGUUUUCAGACCUACAAAAAAUGAAAACAUGCAUUCUUCCAUGAGCAGAUGUAAAUUACUGUGUUCCGGACCACAGCUUUGGCCACACCCAAUUGGCUAUACAUACUUCAGCAAAACAAUAGUGAAUCUAGCGACCAGUAGAUUAGAAUAUAAGUUCCAAUCAAUACCGUCAGAUGCUGUCCACCAAUAUUUAGCAGAGGCAUUUAAACUGUUCCUUAAAGAUCUCGCGAGACUAGAGAAAAUUGAUACAAAAUCGAGGGAACAAUUAAUAGAACCUGUCAAGAAAAUGAUUAUACAAAUAGACAUUGAAAGUGAUUUUGAUCCUAGACUGAGAAUUAACACGGAUGAAGCGUACAUGGUGAAAAUUGAUACAAUAAAACAUCAGGUUUUCAUCAAAGUAAGUGCUGUGUCGUUUUGCGGUGUAAGACACGGUCUUGAAACACUUACCCAAUUGAUACUCUUAGACCAGAGUACAGGAAACUUAAUAACAUUAUCGCAUGCCGUGGUAAAAGAUGCACCGACUUAUAAGUAUAGAGGGCUGAUGGUAGACACCGGAAGGAACUAUAUCCCAGUAAUGGAUCUAGUACGAACAAUAGAUGCCAUGGCUAUGUGUAAGCUAAAUACCUUUCAUUGGAGAAUUUCAGAUGUAACCAGCUUUCCUCUGAAACUGACCAAAGUACCACAACUAUUUGAAUAUGGUGCCUACGAUAAAACUAUGCUGUAUACAAAAGAAGACGUUAAAAUGAUAGUAAAAAGGGCUGGGGUACGAGGAAUUAGGGUGUUAAUAGAAGUUGCGUUACCUGGACCCGUAGGACGUCCAUGGUCAUGGCUCCCAGAAGCAAGUUGUCCAACUAAAACUGAAAAUCUCACAUGCGACAAUCUUCCGUGUCUGCGAGUUUUAAUGAGGGAAUCGGUAUUUGAAAUCAUACAAAAUAUAUAUACAGAAAUACUUGAAUUAACGAAAGUUGAUGAUGUUUUUCAUUUGAGUGAUGGCGUAUUUUCCCUAUCACGUUGCAAAAAUUUAUUGGAAGACAGAGAUGGGUAUCUGGAUAAGGCAUUGUAUAUAUUACGAAUGGCUAAUAAAGGGUUCCUACCGAAAUUACCAAUUGUCUGGUAUUCGCUACAUUUGCUGAGGGAUUUCGAGGCUAAAGUUUGGGAAAGACUUGGUGUGCAACUUUACGAUUGGACACACAGUCCACAAGAACAGUACUUAAGCCAAUUCAAAGUAAUACAUUCAACGAAGUGGGAUUUGUCUUGUGAAAUCAAAAAACAGCGAUGUACAAAAUACAGGACAUGGCAAGAGAUGUACUCGUGGAAAUCUUGGAGGAACAUCGAAGUGUUUACUAUAGAAGGCGGUGAAGCUAUAUUGUGGACUGAUUUAGUUGACACUGGUAACUUAGACGAACACUUGUGGCCUCGAGCGGCAGCGGUAGCGGAGCGUUUGUGGUCAGAUAUGGUCGCGAAUUCCAGCGCUACGAAGUUCGUGUACUUAAGACUCGACACUCACAGAUGGCGUAUGCUGCUACGUGGUAUAAAAGUACAACCAAUUUGGCCGGCUUGGUGUAGCUUCAACCCUGGGACGUGUUUGGAAAGAAUCCCAUAA